Molecule: messenger RNA, 1227 nt
Organism: Condylostylus longicornis
Lineage: Eukaryota; Metazoa; Arthropoda; Insecta; Diptera; Dolichopodidae
Product: zinc finger BED domain-containing protein 5-like
Exons: 4
Coding region: 1-1227 (408 amino acids)
Source: RefSeq, a predicted model, not a curated record
AUGUCACCAAUAAAAAAACAAAAACUACAGGAUGUUCGCAGUUUUUUACCAUCUUGGACAAUUGAUUACGGCUUUAUUAAACAUGGAGAUAAGAGUCGUUGUGGUCUGUGUUCCGAAGUUAUUGUAUGUCGAACAUCUUCUAUUAAACGACAUUUUGAAACUAAUCACAGGGAAAUUUCUGAAAAAAAUAUUGCCGAAAGAAGAGAAUUAAUAUCACAACGAUUAAAAGAUGUUGAAAAACAGUCAAAUUUGUUUUCAAGAUUUGUGAAAACUCCUAAUAAUAUAACAGAAGCGAGUUUUGAAAUUUCUUAUUUGAUUACUAAACACUCGAAACCAUUUUCUGACGGAACGUUUAUAAAAACACUUAUGUUAAAAGCUGCUUCCAGUUUGUUCCAAGAUUUUAAUAAUAAGGAAAAAAUUCUCCAAAGAAUACAAGAAUUACAGAUGAGUAGAAAUACUAUUAAACAAAGAAUUUUAAAAAUGAGCAUUAAUAUUUCCGAACAACUUCAAACCGAUAUUAAUAGUUGCGAUUUCUUCUCAAUUUGUUUGGAUGAAACAACUGACAUAAACUCGUCUGCCCGAUUAGCAAUUUUUGCACGUUAUUCAAAAGGGAAUGAAAUACGCGAGGAGCUGUUGAAAUUAGCAAAUAUACCGGAAAGAACAAGAGGUGCAGAUAUUUCACCUAAUAUGACUGGUCCGGCAACAGGGUUUGUUAAUUUAUUUCAAGAACAUGUAGGACAUCCGAUUAUAAGAUUUCAUUGCAUCAUUCACCAGCAAAUGCUUUGUGCAAAAGUAGGUACUAGCGAUUUAAAAGAAGUUUCAGAAAAAGUUAAUAAAAUUAUAAACUUUAUUGUUGCACGUGAUAUGCACAAAAGACAAUUUAAAAAACUUUUAAAUGAUGUCGAUUGUGGAUAUGACACUCUUUUAAUGUGCAAUAACCAACAGUUUGCACAAAGAUUUCUCGAUUUUAAAAGGAUCGAAAAUUAUUUAAAAAUUAUUAAUUACCCAGAUUUAUUUGAUAUGCAAGAUUGUGACAAUAACCUCCAUAAUUGGAUGCGAUUAGAUAAUUUAGAAAUGCAAAUUAUUGAUCUGCAAUCCAAUCCAAUUUGGGUAAAUAAAUUUGUGAAUAUGCGGAAGCUUGUUGAAGAUUUAGAAAGCCAUCGAUCCCAAAAUGUGGAAUCAGAAUGUUUCAUGGAAAGUAAAAUUUUAGAAGCUUGGAAUAACUAG